AUGCGCAAGCCAAAAGAUACAUUCGCUCGUCAACUGAUCCGUAUGUCAUGGUCGAAAUAUAAUUUGUAUACGAUUGCCACGCGUGGCAGGCAAGCGCCUCGCCUAGGAAACCGCACACUCUAUCAACAGAAAUGGACCGCAAAACGAGAAACACGUGCAUAUCAUGGAGGACAAAUUAACGAAAGACAAUUUCUUAGAUUAUUUAAUCCCAAAAUACCAACGAGCAAUACUAGAGUAGCCGGGCAAGAAAAAGACCAAAAGCAUCCUCCUGCCGUUGUACUGACGUUUGCCAGUAUAGAAAGGAGACUGGAUACCAUUGUAUUCAGAGCGUGUCUAGCAACGAGUAUUUGGCAGGCCAGACAAAUGGUUUUACAUGGAAAGGUGUCAGUGAAUGGUGUGAAGACGCCAAGCCCCUCACACCAAGCAUCUCCAGGCGAUAUAAUCUCUGUCAUUCCUAAUGCAAUUCCGCUUCUUAGUGAACCAGCUACUGAGUCUGGACUCACUUUUGUUCGUCGCCCAUUUAUGCAACCGUUCAUAUUCAUACCGGACUACUUAGAGGUCAACUUUAACACGUGCUCAAUCGUGUACUUACGGAAUCCGAUCUCACGGCCAGGAAAAAGUGAAAUUCCAUCUCCAUUCCCACCAGACUUGCACGCAUUGGCAUACGAAUUAUAUGUAUCUAGGAAAAAGAAGAGGACGUCUAGACAGCAGCUACGACCGGAAAAGUUUGUUUGA
Messenger RNA from Paraglomus brasilianum, 735 nucleotides. The record is from the annotation of a GenBank genome assembly. Lineage: Eukaryota; Fungi; Glomeromycota; Glomeromycetes; Paraglomerales; Paraglomeraceae.